Molecule: messenger RNA, 2414 nt
Organism: Effrenium voratum
Lineage: Eukaryota; Dinophyceae; Suessiales; Symbiodiniaceae
Source: the annotation of a GenBank genome assembly
AGGCUCAACUCAGUGCCAACAGCACCGACAUGUCAAUGUUUGUGGAAUGUGAUAGGCUGCUCUGGUAAGACAGAGCUUUGCCGCAUGGAGGAUUCUCCUGACUUCCUGUCAAGGGAGGAGAAAGAGUUUGUUGUGACGGUCCAGGAGAAGUUCCAUGAGGAGCUUGCCGCUCGAAAAGCGCAGGGCAAGGCAUACCCUUGCCUUCUGGGGUCCGUGGCACUGGCACGCAUUCUCCGGGCAGCCGAGGGCAACGUGGAGAAAGCUUGUGAGUGGUUCCAGGCGCUUCUCCGAACGCUGUCUGACCCGGCCACAGAUGAAUUGGUGCAAGAUGCACUGAGCCGCUUUGGCAACGAUUCACACAUCAUCAAUGCCAGCAUGCUGCCUCAUCAUGAGGCAAUCAGCGAUUUCUAUCACGCAGAGCUUUGUGCUCCCCUUCUGUCCCCUGAUGGCGAUAUGGUCAUGUACUUGCCAUUGGUUGAUCUAGACCGUGAUGGGAUAUUGGAGCAUUUGGACUGGGAUCACUGGGUGAAAUUCAGCCGCGCCUGCACCGUGAUGCAGUGCGCUGCCUUGGAUUUUCUCAGCCGCAAGAAUCAGCGCUUCGCGCGGAUGAUUCUCAUUGUGGACUUGGAGGGUAUGUCAAUGGAAGGCGUGGUUCAUCGCACCUUUGCCCGUGCGCACCGCCGGGAUGUGAUCGACAGCUUCCAGCAGCGUGUGGCGGCAGAGAUCGUGACCUCGGUGUACGUGGUGAAUGUGCCCUGGGCCAUUGCCAACCUCUUCAGCCUUUGCAAGACCUUCAUCCCAGCCAAGUUCCUGAAAAAGGUCCGGGUGCUCUCCUCCAACGCCUUGAAGGACUCAUCCUUCGUGGAGAACUGCGGGGGUCAGGAGCAGCUCUCGGAGCUCUUCGCCUCCCGCAAGGGGCUGGUCUCAAGCAACUCCCAGAGGCACGAGAGCCAGCGCCUGGCCUUCCUGGACGUGUGGCCGGAUGAGGAGGAGCUGCAACACAUCCAGAGGCUCCGGGAGAAGUUUGCGGAGCAGUUGCAGGUGCGAGAAGCUAAUGGCACGGCCUGGCCCUGCUUCAUGAGUGACGUAGCGAUGGCACGUGUGCUGCGCGGCAACGAGGGCUACUUGUCGGAGGCCACGAACUGGUUCCAGAAGUUCUUGACGAAGAUGGACAAGUGGGGCGUGGACGAGAUCGCCAGGGACGUCACGGCCAAAAUGGCGCAGGCCGAGCGCGGGUCUCUAACCAUGCUCCCCCAUGCGGAGGAGGUCGGUCGGCACUUCCGCUGUGUAUUCUCUGCACCGAGGCUGACGCCGGCCGGAGACGUGAUUUGGUAUCUGCCCCUGAGCGACUUUGACCGCCAGGGCCUGGUGGAUCAGGUGGAGUGGAAGCACUGGGAGGAGUUUGUCCGUGCGAUGAUCGUCUUGCGGGCUGCCGAGGCGCAAAAGCUGAGCCAAGCUCAGCACCGCCUGGCAAAGUGCGUGACGAUUCUGGAUCUGCACGGCAGUGGGAUUGGAACAACCGGGGUUCCCAAAGUGGAGUCCUUUGACGAGCCCAACCAGAAGAACAUGAAGUUUAUGCGACAGAUCGUGAUUGACAUCCUGGGGCCGGUCUAUGUGUUGAACGCACCCUGGGUGGCUGUCAAAGCAUUUAACUGGUUCAAGUCCCUUGUGCCGGAGCGGUUUUCGCGGAAGGUGAUACUGCUGGAUGGGGAUGGCACAUAUGACGACGAUUUCGUGGAGAUGGUGGGCGAGGCCCAGCUGAAGCAUCUGCUGGCAACGCGGAUUGGCCUUCUUUCCGGAGAGACAGACGCUGACGCCGGUGAGUGUUCCAUCGGUGCCGGCGAGAGCUUGAACAAAUGUCGAGACCUCAAAUGUGGAGAGACCAUCGCUUGGUCGUUUACUGUCGAAUCUGGCGAUGCUGAUGGCUGGCUUGGGGUUUCGGACAUUGUUUUCUCUGCAAAGAUGAUGUUCCAUCCAGACUUCAAUAGGGAGGAGGUGGAGGAGGAAGGUCAGGGGACUCUCGCCUUGGAAGAAACAACGGUGCAAGCAUCAAACGGGCAGGUAACAGGAAAGUAUACAGCUGCUCGCGAUGGAGUUGUGACACUGUGCUGGAGUAAUGAGCACAGUAGAAUGCGGACAAAAGGUGUUCAAUUUCAAAUUGAUCUUCAGCGUUAAACGCUGAGUGCUGCCACUCCUGAAGAAGCCUAUAUGGGAUGCAUGCCCUUUUCCCCACGGGCCCAAUCCAGAUGAUUGGCCCUAAUCCCGGCAGCUCCUUGCCACAGGAUUCCGGCGGAGGCAGCUUGUAGUGCUGAGCGAGGCAGCCAGUAGUGCUGUAGCGGUAAUGAGGCAUGAGAGCUUCAAGCUCUCACAUCAUGGCUUCACAACAGCGUUGCCCCUUGCGCAGGCUAGGAGAU